This is a messenger RNA of Spinacia oleracea (spinach), 622 nucleotides long. RefSeq names its product tyrosine-protein phosphatase DSP3-like. The record is from RefSeq and is a predicted model, not a curated record. The coding region runs from base 196 to 468 and encodes 90 amino acids. NCBI's taxonomy places the organism in Eukaryota, Viridiplantae, Streptophyta, Magnoliopsida, Caryophyllales, Amaranthaceae. Gene Ontology annotation, molecular function: phosphatase activity. Gene Ontology annotation, cellular component: cytoplasm. The transcript is spliced from 3 exons.
UGUAGCUAAUGGUGAGUCAAAUAUUUCAAAUUGGAUUGCCUAUAUAAAGAGUCUAAUAUUGUGGACUCUUUCUCUCACCUUCAAAACCUUCUAUUUCUAUUUCUAGAAGAAUUAUUUUAUCUCAAGCCAAAUAUUAUAAAGAAAGACUUGCUAUAAGUGUAGAAUUGGAGGCUAGCUAUUCAAAAUUUCAAAUCAAUGGCAUACUUCCAAUACAGAAUGAGCGUGAUAUUGUGGGAAAAGCAGCAGAAAAAGGAGAAGAAAAAGAAGGAAGAAGAAGGCGGCAAACAUGGAGGAGAGAGAAAGGAGGAAGACGAUGUUCUAAUUCCUCCUACCAAUUUUUCAAUGGUGGAAGAUGGGCUUUACAGAUCUGGGUUUCCUGAUUCUUCCAAUUUCGGCUUUCUCGAAACCCUAAAUCUCAAGUCUAUCAUAUAUUUGUGCACUGAGCCAUACCCAGAAGAGCCAUACUAAAAAGAUCAUGGAAAAAACCAAGUCUAGCGAAGAAAACGACCAGCUGAUAAGAUCCAAUAAAAAACCAAAAAGAAAGAUCACACACUUGAUCUUUGAGCGUAACAACAGCAAUGACACGAAAAUGGAUGAUGCUGAACCCACGAAAUCAGAUACU